AUGAUGAGCCAUCUCAAGGUGAAAGUGGCAUGUUGGUACUGUGGCAUCAAGGUAAGGAGUUGUAGCAUUUUUUUAGCUUAUGGUUAAGGAGAAGCAAGACUCGUAAAGUGCAUACUAUUGUCAUGAUGUCAAUUUAAGAAUUUUAGAAUUUUUAAGAAAAAAAGUAAAUAGUAAGAUAUGUACAUUUGCUCGCAAAACAAAUAUCUCAUAUACAAUGUAUUUCAGCAUACGGUAAGAUAUAUAGCCGGAACUUCUGCUGGGUUGGCUAUGGUCGGCCUAGCGUUUGAGUUUACUACAGUUAGGAGUUGUUCUAUGAUAUAUCUUCCGGUAGCAUUGAUGCCUUCUAUCACGCUUUAUGCAGCCACGGUCUUCACUAAACUACGAUUGUUUUGGCCGUUUAUCGUCGGAAACGUAAGGACUAGUAUCAAAGACUAAAAACAGUUUUAGCUCGUCCUCAUUGGCUUGAAUCUCUUUCUAAUAUACCUGUUUGUCGAUGGUGUUAUAACGGGAAACUUUGCGUACUCAUCAGAUGAAAUGACAUCGGAUCAAAAAGAAAAUAACAAUAUUUUGUUUUCGUUUUUGAUCACUUUAGUUAUCGUUAACAUUGGCGUACAGAGUUACUUUGAGUACAUUAUUGUGCGAUGUUACAAAAAAAUUGAGCAUUUUACUCAUGUUUAUGACAUGACUUCUACCAAGCAUUAA
Messenger RNA from Bursaphelenchus okinawaensis, 702 nucleotides. The record is from the annotation of a GenBank genome assembly. NCBI's taxonomy places the organism in Eukaryota, Metazoa, Nematoda, Chromadorea, Rhabditida, Aphelenchoididae.